Molecule: messenger RNA, 264 nt
Organism: Dibothriocephalus latus
Lineage: Eukaryota; Metazoa; Platyhelminthes; Cestoda; Diphyllobothriidea; Diphyllobothriidae
Source: the annotation of a GenBank genome assembly
GAGCACUAUGUCACCUCUAACUAUUAUCGGCCACAGCAUGUUCGUCCGGCAGCCCAAUAUGGCCAAGUGAGUUCGCUGAACCGGCCAGCCUACGAUCUUCACCGACUGGACGCCGAACAGUUCACCACUCUCUUCAGACGUCAGUCUCACUGGCCGCAUCUGAGUCUUCCGCUGUUUCGCCUCCUCGAUCAGGACAAGGAUAAUCUCAUUAAUCUUAGGUUGAAAUGCCUAGAACCAUGCCAGUGGCACCCAGCGCGUCUGUAA